AUGGCUGAGCACAAGACAACCGAGGGCGUGUAUGGGCCAGGAACGUACACAGAUACCGAAUUCAUUCCUAUUCCACAAGAUUCCCAACGGCUACUGAAGCAUUUAGCCCAAAUCACGCCUGGCUUCACGAAAGAUCCCAAAAUCCUAGAAGAUGUGCAAUUCACUGGCAGUGACCUUCCAGUCCUACCUGUCAUCCAUGCAAUGAUGGCUAUUGUAUCCAAAGAUAUUCUAGCUACGAAAGGCGUCGAUACGGGCAAGAUCAGUAUUGAUACGGAUCAUGCUGGCAUGUACCCUGCCAUGUGCUCUUUGGUCGCUAUUAAUGGCAAGACGAUGGUCGAGAUGGCUAAAGAUGGAUCUCUGUCCAAGAUGGGGAAGAACGUCGAGAAGGGUGCCAUGCAUGCCAAUCAUAUGCGAACGCGGAGCUGGGCAAUAUAUCCUACAAGGGACAAGAACGUGUGGUACCAAGUCAUCGCCAAUCUCAGACCACAGAUCUUCUUCGACGCCUACGGGCUGGACGACAACGCACCAGUGAAGAACGUCGACGAAGCCUACGAGCUCAUCAAAUCAGUCAUCUCGCAAUACUCAGCCAGAGAGCUGGAGCAAAAGAACAUGGAGCACGGCCUAUGCGGUAACACGGUCUUUUCGCCCGCAGGCUGGCGCAAGACCAUGAUGGCGAAGGCUCUGGAUAGGCAUCCGGUGAUCGAUUAUGAGAAGAUUGUGGGAAGUGCGGAUUUACCACCGGUGCCUUUCCCUAUCGUACCAAAUGACAAUCGACCACUGGCGGGUAUCAAGGUUGUUGAGCUGGCUCGCGUUAUUGCUGGACCGGUGCUCUGUGCGUUGUUAACGUCCCUGGGAGCUGAAGUCGUCAAAGUGCAGAGUCCGAAUCUCGCGGAUCCAAACGUACUGCAACUGUCUCUGACGCCUGGAAAGUACACACACCCUCUCGACCUCACCGUUGAGCCCGAUUGCCAGCAGCUGCAGAAGAUCCUCGAAGGCGCCGACGUGAUCGUCCAAGCCUUCCGCCUCCGGUCUAUGAAACACAAAGGCUUCGGCCUCGCAGAUAUGGUCGAGAUGGCCCGCAAGCGCAACAAAGGGCUCGUUUAUGUUGAUCUCAACUGCUACGGCCAAGAAGGCACAUAUGCAGAGCGGCCAGGAUACCAACAAAGCGCCGACGCCGCGUCAGGAUGCUCCUACAUCAUGGGCAGAGCAUACGGGUUCGAAGAGGGCACGGGCGUCCUGCCAUCCCUCCCCGUCGCAGACAUGAUGACCGGCGCGGUUGGAGCCCUAGACGUGCUGCUUGCGCUCCGCGACCGCGCCCAACACGGCGGUUCAUACCACGCCAGCACCGUGCUUGUUGCAUCCAACACCAUCCAGCUGACGCCAGAGUUCGGGCUCUACCAACGCGAGACCGUGCAGAAAGUACAGGAGACUUUCAACUUCGCCAAGAUGACACCUGACCAGCACAUGGAGGAUCUCUUGAUUGUCGUGCUGGAUGGCUGGCGAUCGCACAGCGACCUGUUGCAGCGGAAGGAGUUCUUUGCGCAUUUCAAAGAGAGCCCGUUUGGGAGGGAUCAUUACAUUCUGGGCCCGUUGAUCAAGUUUGAGAAUGAGAGUGCUAGUCCAAGGUGGGAUCGCUCGCCGGUGCCGUUCUGCUUUCAUGAGAAGUUUAGUUGGAGUGCGGUAUGA
Molecule: messenger RNA, 1686 nt
Organism: Zasmidium cellare ATCC 36951
Lineage: Eukaryota; Fungi; Ascomycota; Dothideomycetes; Mycosphaerellales; Mycosphaerellaceae
Exons: 4
Coding region: 1-1686 (561 amino acids)
Molecular function (GO): catalytic activity
Source: RefSeq, a predicted model, not a curated record